Messenger RNA from Colletotrichum navitas, 1566 nucleotides. RefSeq lists its product as uncharacterized. The coding region runs from base 1 to 1566 and encodes 521 amino acids. The record is from RefSeq and is a predicted model, not a curated record. The transcript is spliced from 3 exons. NCBI's taxonomy places the organism in Eukaryota, Fungi, Ascomycota, Sordariomycetes, Glomerellales, Glomerellaceae.
AUGGCGUCCAUGCUACUCCGCGUCAUGGCAUGCGCCGCUGCCUUCGUCGUGGCCCAGGCUGUAACCAUCGCCUCCGAGAACGCAGUUCCGGUGUGGAGCCAGAAGUCAUCCAUGGAAAUGUCCCUCUGGACCAAGGGCGGAGCCCUGCCACUGACCUUCACCGUCAUGCCGUCCACCGAGAGAUUGGGUCUCAACCAAACCGACAUUGUUCGCGGGGCAAUUCGGAUCGAAGGCACCAUGGUUUCUGCUACCUCUUCCAACUUCAACACGAUCGAUGGGAACGCGGUCGCAUAUCUGUCAUGCGACUCCCCCAGCGGCGGCGGCUUCAUCGACCAGAACUCGAUGCUAAGCACCUUGAUGGAUAACAAACCGAGAGCCGUGGUGCUGUACAGCACCGUCGGGAACUGGUGCAUGUUGUCGGACGACACGGAGCUGCCUUACUACUCGAUAUUCACGAUGGCGGACCGCGACGAAUCCGCACAGGCCCUCCACAUCCUGAAUGGCACGAACGAGGCCGAUCAGAUUGGUGUUGUCAUCACUGGCAAUGCGACUGCAAACGACGGCGAUGACACCAAUGGGGGAGGCGGCAAUAACUCGGCUGUCGCCAUGAGCAUCCUGUACAGCAUUACGGGUCUCAUCACGCUGCUCUUUCUGAUCAUCAUCGCCACUGGUGCCGUGAGGGCACACCGAUACCCGGAGAGAUAUGGCCCGAGGAACGGUGUCAACGGCCGCCCUCGCCAGAGCCGUGCCAAGGGUUUGGCCCGUGCCGUCCUGGACACGCUUCCCAUCGUCAAGUUCGGCGAGAGGCAAGAUGCGAAGCCCGAUCCCAACAUCGAGUUGGAGAGCGCAACAAACGUCUCCGUACAUGACGGAAGCGUCGAGGGCCGGAGCGAAGAUAGGCAGCCGGAUACUGCCCGAGUCAACGCCAAACACUCGGAUGCCACGAUGACGACGGGCAACACGGAGGCAGAUGGCGCGACGCCGAAGGUAACUGGCGCCGGAAGUGCCACUGCUGCUGCUACUGCUGCUACCGCCGCCGCCACUGUGGGCGCUACCAGCACGAUCGGCUCCGCUAACCAUGGAUCUAACGAGCAGGAGGACGAGAACCUCGGCUGCUCCAUCUGCACAGAGGACUUCACUGUUGGCGAAGACGUGCGUGUGUUGCCUUGCAACCACAAGUUCCACCCCAACUGUGUUGAUCCUUGGCUGGUCAAUGUAUCGGGCACAUGCCCCCUGUGUCGCCUCGACCUUCGUCCCCAGGGCGAUGCCCAAAACAACAGCGAUGAGCUCCCGCCGCCGCUCGAGUUGGAUGGACACGAGAGUGAUGGGGCAUCUAGUACGCAGAGGCGGAGGACACGACUGUUCGAUAUCAACAGACUAAGGAACGCUUCAGCGGAGGAGCGCAUACAGGCUCUUCGGCAAUAUCGCACGCAAAACCAGGUCCAAGGCGCAUCAGCAGGUCCAGCCGGAGUCGAACGUGACGACAGGGACGACAGGAGUCGCAGAGCCAGGUUGGCUGACAAGCUGCGCGAUAAGUUCCGGAUUCGAACUGGGCCACAGUCUUGA